Molecule: messenger RNA, 1957 nt
Organism: Tachysurus fulvidraco (yellow catfish)
Lineage: Eukaryota; Metazoa; Chordata; Actinopteri; Siluriformes; Bagridae
Product: extensin-like
Exons: 7
Coding region: 561-1913 (450 amino acids)
Molecular function (GO): RNA binding
Source: RefSeq, a predicted model, not a curated record
UGUUGUUGUUAGAAAUCAGAUCAUCCUGAGAUUUACACAGAUAUAUAGACUGUGAUUAAAGCAUGAAGAUACCAGUGUGAAUAUAUUUUAGCACAAACAUUAAAGCGAGGUCUCUUGGGGCUGAGACGCUCAUAUAUUAAAAUACUAGUCAGGACAUUUUGUGUAGAAUAAAAUGAUUGUCAUGUUGUGUUGUGGUUUAGAAGGUAAACAUGGUUUCAUAUAUUAGUGGUGUAGUGUAUAACACUGAAGGAUGCUGUAGGCUUGUGUAGGCUCCUGUGAGCGUGUCAUAGAUGUUCCGGAACAGAAUGAGAGUUUGUCUCCAUUUACAUUUAAAUUGUUGCCAUUCGAAUUCAAUCACAGUGAGAGAACGUCGUCCAGCGAGCGAUUACUUAGUGAGAGACCUUUAAUAUUCACAAUUUACACAGAAUACUUUCUUUUCACACAACACACACCAAACUUUUUACACAACACACACACCACACUUUUUAAACUCCACACAUUAUUUUUUUUUGCAAAUAUUACUUUUCACACAAGGAACAUCACACCAUCAAGUUUGGAAAAUGUCCCAGCCUGAAGAAACAGUGCUGCAUGUGCCUGUCGCAUAUACACCUGUCUUUGAAGAUGUCCCGGUCAACAUCUGUCCCGUGUACUCCCCCGAGAACACGGCCAUGUACAACCCCGGGUUCAACCCAGAGUACAACCCCAUGUACUACCCCGUAUACAGCCCCGAGUUCAACCCUGAGUACACGGCCAUGUACUACCCCGUGUACACCCCGGAGUUCAACCCAGUGUACCACCCCGAGUACAACCCUGUGUACUUCCAAAUCCUGCCACCCGAAUUCUGCCCCCAACCCCCAACAGUGGAGACUGUUGGAGAACAAUGCUUCCUCCCAUCUCCCCAGCAUCCUCAGAACCACCAGCAAAUUCUGCCCAAAAGGACGGGCACACUGAUUACAAAUCAGGACCCCAAUGACGGUGGAGAACGUGAGAAUGUGUCUGUACCCCAACACGUGUCUCCCCCUGAAACUGCGUCUCCACCUGAAACCGCGUCUUCCCCUGAAACUGUGUCUGCCCCUGAAACGGCGUCUCCCCCUGAAACAGCAUCUCCCCCUGAAACGGUGUCUCCCCCUGAAACGGCGUCUCCCCCUGAGAACAUGUCUCAUCCCGAGCCUGUGCAGACAGAUACUGCAAACACAACGUCCCAGCCUGAAGAAACAGUGCUCCAUGUCGCAUAUACACCUGUCUUUGAAGAUGUCCCUGUCAACAUCUGUCCCGUGUACUACCCCGAGUACAACCAUGUGUACAACCCUGUGUACUACCAAAUCCUGCCACCCGAAUUCUGCCCCCAACCCCCAACAGUGGAGACUGUUGGAGAAGAAUGCUUCCUCCCAUCUCCCCAGCAUCCUCAGAACCACCAGCAAAUUCUGCCCAAAAGGACAGGCACACUGAUUGGGCGAGACGUUAUGAUCGACAGGCUUCUGGGAGGAGCAGCCAUGUAUCGACCAGAGAACGUGUUUCCACCAGAGAACAUGUCUGUACCCCAAAACGUGUUUCCACACAAACACAAACCCACCUACGACACACCAAACACAAAGGGAGUUGAACUGUUCAUUAGAGGUUUGGACUCCAUUGAUGAGCAGCGCCUCUAUAAGGAGUUCCGCCCUUUUGGGAAUAUCAUCAGAAUUAAGCUUAUAAAGGCAAAAGGGUACGGAUACAUCAAAUAUUUCUCUGAAGCUGAAGCAAGAACGGCUAUCAGGGAGAUGAACGGGAAGAUUGUGGGAGCGGACCGGCUGAACGUUACUCUGAACAAAACAAAAACAGAACGAGCAGAGGAGAAGAUGAGACGUGACUGGAACAGAAGCAAGUGGCAGAAUCAUAACAAAGGCUCGAAGUUGUUCUGGAAAUGGACAUAAAGAACAAUAAUAAGAAUAAAUAAAGGUACAUCUUCUAAAUGUCA